Molecule: messenger RNA, 2456 nt
Organism: Clarias gariepinus (North African catfish)
Lineage: Eukaryota; Metazoa; Chordata; Actinopteri; Siluriformes; Clariidae
Gene: panx1b
Product: pannexin 1b
Exons: 7
Coding region: 65-1339 (424 amino acids)
Biological process (GO): positive regulation of interleukin-1 production; monoatomic cation transport
Molecular function (GO): channel activity
Source: RefSeq, a predicted model, not a curated record
AGUGAGAGCUCUGCUCUGUAGUGCCCUAGCUCUCGGUUUGGGACGCGGCCGCGUGUCUUUAACCAUGGCGAUCGCUCACGUCGCUACAGAAUACGUGUUUUCUGAUUUUCUCCUGAAGGAGCCGGCUGCGGGGAAGUUCAAAGGGGUUCGUCUGGAGCUGGCUGCGGAUAAACUGGUGACUUUCAUCGCGGUGGGUCUUCCCCUUCUGCUCAUCUCCCUCGCCUUCGCGCAGGAAGUCUCCGUGGGUUCCCAGAUUAGCUGUUUCCCACCAACCAACUUCACCAUGCGCCAAGCAGUGUAUGUAGACUCCUUCUGUUGGGUUGCUACUGAAAGGCAAACUACAGAGGACGGCUCCCCUCUGUGGUUACAUAAGUUCUUUCCUUACAUCCUACUGCUGUUGGCUGUCCUCGUGUAUGUUCCUGCUCUGUUCUGGCGCUUCACUGCUGCUCCUCAGCUCUCCUCAGACCUUCACUUUAUUAUGGAGGAGCUGGAUCGCUGUUACAACCGCGCCAUCCACCUCGCUAAGAGCUUGGCGUCCAAGAAUCCUGAAGCUAAGGAUGGCGCUGAGGAUUUCCACAGCUGUCUGGAUAUGACGGAGGGCUGUUUCAAGUACCCCUUGGUGGAACAGUAUCUGAGGACUAAGCGCGGGACACGGGCACUGGCGUGGAAGUACCUGUUGUGUCGGGUUCUCACUCUGCUCACAAUACUGCUGGCUUGUCUCUACCUGCUAUACUACAUCUGCGUGGUGUCUCUGAAAGACCAGUUCGCUUGCACCCUACACACCGGUGUUGUCCUGGGCGAGAGCGUGACCCCUCCGGUGCAGUGUAAGCUGGUGGCCGUGGGUGUUUUCCGUCUGCUCAGCUGCAUUAACGUGGCGGUGUACCUGCUGCUCAUCCCCGUGGUGAUCAAGGGAGCUCUCUUACCCUCGCUGAAGAGGCAGCAAAGCCAGUUGCUUCGUCCGUAUAAGCUCCUGCCCGCCUUCAGCCACACACAGGGGCUGAACACCAGCUCUGGUCGCUAUGACGACCUCAGCAUCUACAUGCUGUUCCUGGAGGAGAACCUGAGCGAGCUGAAGAGCUAUAAGUGUCUGCAGGUAUUAGAGUUAUUAACAGAAAAAGAGAGCGAACACCUCGACACAAUGUGCAUCCUGAGGACUCUUUCACAAGUAAAGACUGAUUUAGUGGACAGGAAAUUAGUGUCCAUCGGAGAGGUCAAAAACGAAUCGACUCCCAUUAAGGAGGAAGUAGAGCUGUCCACGCUUAAGGAUGUUUCCACUGUAAUGAUGCAGGACGGGGACCAAAAAUGCUGUGGAAAGGAUGUGAGGCAGAGAGCAGUCUGAAGUUUGCAUCAGAGAGAGAGAGAGAGAGAGAAAUAAAUGGGUGCUUUACCUUUGGUACAUUAAAUUUCGAUUUUGGUGUUACUACAGAAAAAGAGGAAUGUAUGCAUGUCCCUUUAAUAUGUGUUUUUCAUUAAUGUUUGAGCGUGUGUGAGUGAGAGAGACAGACAAUCAACCCCAUUCCCAACCUUCCUGUAAAAAGUAGUAUUCAUUUCAAGCUCUCAGUGCUUCUCAUUUAACAUAACAUGAGCACUAGAACAUACAGAGUCCACUCAGUUACACGAUAUGUUCCAGGUUAAUGCAUGAAAAUGAUCAUAAAAUAUUCAGUGCAUUUACAUUGCCUGGAGUUCAUGACUCUCUCUCUCUCUCUUACACACACACACACAUUGAGCGGGAUCCAAUUACAAGCAAUAUAUCUUCAGCAUGAGGUCUGUGCAUGCCAGGACAAAAACAAGUGACUCAGUUAACAGCAAGUGCCAUGCAAAGGGCUUUCUGAAAGACAUUGAUUCUUAUGUAUAAAACCACUGAAUGAGUCCAGGUCCAAGGCUAAUGCAGGUAUUUAUUAGCUUAAGUGUGUUGUACAGUAUUAUGGUAAUGGCAUGGUUUUAAACACUCCAGUCAAUUUGGUGCACAGAUUUUGGUUUGAAUUUAGUUUUAUAAUGUUUUGCACAUCACCCAUAUUCCUUAUUUCUAUUACUGAUAAUAAUCACUAUGCUGUACAGUAUAUGCUGACCAGAGCAGCGGUGGAUCAGUAGCCACUGAUGGAGCCACUGUUGCGUCCUUGGGCAAGUCCCUUAAUCCUACGCCAAAUCCAACCCAGCCCCAGCAUGUAGUACCGGUCCUAAGCUUGGUUAGGAAAUCGGAGGGUUGUUUAACUACGUUAAAACUGUCACAGACCAAAUGCGGACAAAACGAUCCAAAUAUGCUGGACCCUAGGAUAAAAGGGACAAAGCUUAAGAAAAAGAAAAAAAAAAGUAUAUAUUGACUGUUAGAUAAGCUUUGGUAUCUCAGUGGAAUAGUUUCUUUUUUUUUAAAGGCACUUUGAAUUGUGAUCACUGAAUUUUUUAUGUUGUAAAGACUCGUUAUUAAAAUGAUUUGAUAUGAUUUAAUGAUUUUAUUU